AUGAAAAAUUUCGAACGAAAAGCAAAUAAACAUGCUAUUUCUGAAAGGCAUCUCGUUUGCCAGGAACAAUUUCAGUUACUUGAAGAAAAUAUAAUUGAUCAUGCACUUUCGAAAGAACGACGCUUAGCAGUCAUAAAAUAUAAUAAACAAGUUAGCAUUAAUCGUCGAAUAUUAGCUCGAUUAAUUCAUGUUGUGUGUUAUUUGGGGAAACAAGAGUUGGCUUUCCGGGGACACGACGAACGAAAAAGCUCAUCAAAUAAGGGUAAUUAUUUAGAGCUAUUAGAAUUAUUAUCGCAAGAAGAACAAAUAUUCAAAGAACAUUUUUUGUCUAACUCUUUAUUUAAAGGAACAUUUAUUUUGUUAUCAUGUAGUAGUCUGGAUAAGUAUUCAGCUUUAUUACGGCUAAUGCCCUCUAUGUUGAGUUGUAAGAUGUAG
Cinara cedri is the source of this 435-nucleotide messenger RNA. The record is from the annotation of a GenBank genome assembly. Lineage: Eukaryota; Metazoa; Arthropoda; Insecta; Hemiptera; Aphididae.